Messenger RNA from Desarmillaria tabescens, 513 nucleotides. RefSeq lists its product as uncharacterized. The transcript has a single exon. Lineage: Eukaryota; Fungi; Basidiomycota; Agaricomycetes; Agaricales; Physalacriaceae. The coding region runs from base 1 to 513 and encodes 170 amino acids. The record is from RefSeq and is a predicted model, not a curated record.
AUGCUGAUGAAGUAUCUAGUUGACUCACUUCAAAGCUACGAAAGUGGACAUAGCAAUGCUCUAUACCCCAUCCCAAAGGAAGCAGACAAGACCUUUAUGGGGGACCAUGUUCUCGAAAAGCCCGUAACCACUGCCGAGUUUCAUGUCUUUGCAGAUGCUGUCCUAAGCCGGCUGUCCCAAAGUCAACCAGCAUGUAUCUGCCAAGCGCAUGCUCAAGUGUUGCCAUCAUCCUUUGUGAACCCAUCACCUACUCGUAUAGUUAGUGAGAUGCCAGAAAAUACUCUGCCCCAGAUGCCUCUGCCAAUUUCAUCUAACUCGAACAUCGUGACAUCAGUUGUAUCGCCAAUGAGUCCUGAAGGGUCUGCUAGUUCAACAGGUUUAUCACGUUGUGGCCAAGCCCCACCCAUCCCUGGCAUUGUGAUUCUGGAUAUUGGAAAAGGUCCAGGAGCAUGGAAGAAAGCUGUAAAGCAAUGGGAGGAGGGUGACCCCACACAAGGACUGCUACCUCUGUGA